CGCUCCCUGGCGCGCGCCUGGGCGUAUCCGUAAGGCAGGAAGGGAAAGCCCUUAUUGGCUAAAAAUGCUCUUUGGGUCUUCCCUGCAGCCAGCGUUAGCCAGGCGAAAGGAUAAAAGCCAGUGGACGCAGGUCACUGGAUACCGUGGUAGGAAUCCAACAGCAGGGGCUUGAGCUUGUCUGCUGCUGCAUCCUUUUUCGUUGCUGCCAUCAGUGGUGAACUCAUGAUGGUCUGUAUGCGGUUGGUUGUCGUGGCAAUGUGUUGGGCAGUGGUGGGGGCUGAUCCUCACUGCGACUUGACCAACAUCUCCAUUUCCAUGGGGAUCGAGGAGUGUGGAAAUUGCAUCACCAUCAACACAACCUCCUGCACUGGCUGGUGCUUCAGCGAGUAUCCUAUGCACCGGAACUCCAUGUCUCCAUAUUUUCAGCAUACCUGCAACUUCAAGGAGGUCACCUAUGAGUCAGUCACCUUGCCAGACUGCCCAGAAGGAGUGGACCCCAACUUCACAUACCCAGUGGCCCUCAGCUGCGAGUGCAACCAGUGCAAUACAGACACCACAGAAUGCGGAAAAGUCAACGUGGUUUCAGGAUGUCUGAGGCACUAG
This is a messenger RNA of Scleropages formosus (Asian bonytongue), 603 nucleotides long. RefSeq names its product follicle stimulating hormone subunit beta (gene fshb). The transcript has 4 exons. Gene Ontology annotation, cellular component: extracellular region; cytoplasm. Bases 223 to 603 code for a protein of 126 amino acids. The record is from RefSeq and is a predicted model, not a curated record. Lineage: Eukaryota; Metazoa; Chordata; Actinopteri; Osteoglossiformes; Osteoglossidae. Gene Ontology annotation, molecular function: hormone activity. Gene Ontology annotation, biological process: ovulation; G protein-coupled receptor signaling pathway.